UUCUCGCGAUACUCCUCGAGGUUUCCGGUGUUGUGAAUGUCCCUGCAAACAUGGCGGUCAGCAUCCGCGGCCGUCCGAUCCGGAGCCUUAGGAUGCGAGGGAGGAAUGACAGCGGGGAGGAAAACGUACCGCUCGAUCUCACCAGAGACCCCUCUGACAAUUUGCGGGAAAUUCUUCAAAAUGUUGUGAAACCACACGGAGUUUCCAAUAUGCGAAAGCUGGGCCAUCUGAACAACUUCAUCAAGCUUCUUUGUAAUGUUGGCCACUGUGAAGAGAAAUUAGGUUUUACUUAUGAAGAAAUAAUAAUAUGUCUGCGAUUAGCAUUAUUAAAUGAAGCAAAAGAGGUGCGAGCAGCAGGUCUUCGAACUCUCCGAUAUCUCAUCCGAGAUACCACUAUUCUACAGAAGGUGCUUGGACUGCAAGUAGAUUACUUGAUAGCAAGGUGUAUAGACAUACAACAGAGCAAUGAAGUAGAGCGAACACAAGCACUUCGAUUAGUCAGAAAGAUGAUCACUGUGAAUGCUUCGCUAUUCCCUAGCUCUAUAACAAACUCCUUGAUAGCAGUAGGAAACGAUGGUUUGCAGGAGAGGGAUCGGAUGGUACGGGCAUGUAUUGCCAUUAUCUGUGAACUAGCACUUCAGAAUCCAGAGAUUGUUGCUCUGAGAGGUGGGCUAAGUACCAUUUUGAAAAACGUCAUUGACUGCCAGUUGGGUCGCAUAAACGAGGCUCUCAUCACAACGAUCCUGCACCUUCUCAAUCAUCCAAAAACACGACAAUAUGUGCGCUCUGAUGUAGAACUGGAGCAAAUUUUAGCACCUUACACAGAUUUCCACUACAGACACAACCCAGACACAGCUGAAGGGCAACUUAAAGAAGACAGAGAAGCACGGUUUCUCGCUAGUAAAAUGGCAAUAGUGGCAGCAUUCCGAUCUUGGUCAGGAAUCAUUAACCUGUGCAGGCCAGGCAACUCGGGGGUCCAGUCUUUGAUAGGUUUGCUCUGUAUACCAAAUAUGGAAGUGAGGCGAGAGUUGUUAGAAGUGAUGUACGAUAUUUUCCGGCUCCCUGUCCCUGUUGUGACGCAAGAUUUUAUUGAAGCUCUUCUUAGUGUAGAUCCCAGUAGAUUUCAAGAUAGCUGGAGGCUUUCAGAUGGUUUUGUGGCAGCCGAGGCAAAAUUCCUACUUCCACACCGAGCCAGGUCUAGACCAGACUUGAUGGACAACUAUCUGGCAUUGGUGCUUUCUGCUUUCAUUAGCAGUGGACUUCUAGAGGGUUUAGUUGAAGUGAUAACAAGCAGUGAUGAUCAUGUGUCUGUCAGAACAACAGUCCUUCUUGGAGAGCUUUUGCACAUGGCCAAUACAAUCCUUCCUCACUCACACAGCCACCAUUUGCACUGCCUGCCAACUCUCAUGAAUAUGGCAUCCUCUUUUGAUAUCUCACAGGAGAAAAGAAUACGAGCCAGUGCUGCAGUAAACUACCUAAAACUCUUCCAUGAAAAGAAGAAGCAGGGUCCCAAGCCACACAGUCUCUACUUGGACCACAUUGUGCACAAGUCGGUGGCAGCACACUACAAAAGAGACCAACAUUUGCGGGGACAGAAAGAUGUCUUUGUUCUAAAGGAUACUGAAGAAGCACUUAUGAUGAUUCUAAGAGACAGUCACAUCCUCAACCACAAACAGAACCUGGACUGGAAUUGGGUUCUCAUUGGGACUAUUUUAAAGUGGCCAAAUGUUAACCUUCGAAAUAACAAAGAUGAUCACAUGCACAAGUUUGUGCGACGAUUGCUGUAUUUUUACAAACCCAGCAGUAAACUGUACGCCAAUCUGGAAUUGGAUCACAGUAAAGCCAAACAGCUGACAGUGGUGGGAUGCCAGUUUAUUGAGUUCCUACUAGAAUCUGAUGAGGACUGCCAAGCGUACCUGGAAGAUUUAGUGAAGGAUAUUGUCCAGUGGCUCACCUCCUUAUCAGGGAUGAAGCCUGAUCGCAGCCUCCAGAACAAUGGGCUGCUCAACACCCUUAGCCAGCACUACUUCCUCUUCUUAGGAACUCUUUCCUCUCACCCUCAUGGAGUUAAAAUGCUGGAAAAAUGUAGUGUCUUUCAGUGUCUGCUUAAUUUUUGCUCUCUGAAGAACCAGGACCACUUGUUAAAACUGACAGUUUCUACAUUGGACUAUAGUCGAGAUGGACUAUCCAGAGUCAUCCUUUCUAAAAUCUUAACAGCAGCUGCAGAUAACUGCAGGCUGUAUGCCACAAAGCACCUAAGGGUACUACUGCGUGCUAAUGUGGAAUUCUUCAGCAACUGGGGCAUGGAACUACUGGUGACACAGUUGCACGAUAAAAACAAAACCAUCUCCAUGGAGUCACUUGAUAUCCUGGAUGAGGCUUGUGAGGACAAGGCCAAUCUUCAUGCACUAAUUCAAAUGAAGCCAGCCCUGUCUCAUCUGGGAGACAAGGGAGUACUUCUGCUUUUACGAUUUCUUUCCAUUCCAAAGGGCUUUUCCUACUUGAAUGAAAGGGGAUAUGUCGCCAAACAGCUGGAGAAAUGGCAAAAGGAGUACAAUUUGAAAUAUGUUGACCUAAUUGAAGAGCAACUUAAUGAAGCGCUCACUACAUACCGGAAGCCUGUUGAUGGAGACAACUAUGUCCGCAGGAGCAACCAAAGGUUACAGAGGCCAAAUGUCUACCUUCCAAUACACUUAUAUGGUCAAUUGGUCCAUGACAAAACAGGGUGUUGUCUCUUAGAGGCUCAGAGUGUUGUCCCAGAUCUGAGUUACACUGUUCGCGCUCCAAUGUUGGACAAGUGGGAAGGUGUAAAACAGCUAAAAGCAGCUCUGUGGGCCUUGGGCAACAUUGGCUCAUCAAACUGGGGUCUGAAUUUGCUUCAGGAGGAGAAUGUUAUCCCAGACAUUAUUGCCCUGGCUCAGCAUUGUGAGGUUCUCUCGAUAAGAGGAACCUGUCUGUAUGUCCUUGGUCUGAUCUCUAAAACUAAACAAGGCUGUGACAUCUUGAAGCAGCACAGCUGGGAUGCAGUCCGGCACAGCCGCAGGCAUCCAUGGCCGGUGGUUCCAGAUGACAUGGAGCAACUCUGCAGUGAGCUUUUGUCCGUACCAAGUACACUUAGUCUAAAUUCAGAGUCCGCCAGCUCCCGACACAACAGCGAGAACGAAUCCACACAGCCAAGUAUGUAUAUUUUGGAUGAUGACAAGUGUGACGGUGUGGAUCUCACAGAGGAUCAGCCAAUUUACAUGAGACCCAAAUCUCUGAAGGACCGCAGCCCUUUUACCAUCCUCGCCUCCACACGUUUUGUCAGAAACCGAUUCCUCAACUCUCUUACACUGCCCAGCAAGAAGCUGCGCAGCAGUAGUGACCCCAAGGGAGGGAAGGUGCCGGUGGAACCAAAGCCUGGUCUGAGACGUAAUCGUACCGUUACAGAGCCUUCCAGUUUCACACAAGGGGACUUCUUCUUUACUCCAGUUUUUAACGGGAGCCGCAGCCCAAGUAGUCCCACAGUGAGCUUAAAAACCUCUUUUGUUGGAAGCAAAGCCUCCGAGGACAGGGGUAGCACCCCAAGCAUCGGAGAGCCUGACCUUAAGCUUCCAAAGGGUCUGGGGAAUGAGAACCACAGAGAACACACCAGCAGGGAGAGGCUAGUGGGGGAUGGCUCCACCAGCAGUCAGUUCAAAAGCCGCAGCCAAAGCUUUAACACGGACACCACCACCAGUGGCAUUAGUUCAAUGAGCUCUAGCCCUUCACGUGAGACAGUGGGUGGGGUGGAUACAUCCACCAUUGACACUGACUGUGUGAGCCUAAACACAGUGGUGAGUACCAAAACUAUAAAGACCCUCCACACUCUUACUCCCCAGUCUAACCACCUGCCUCUGUCAAAGUCAAACUCUGUGUCCCUGGUGCCCCCAGGGUCCUCACACACUCUGCCCAGAAGGGCCCAGUCCUUGAAGGCUCCAUCGGUCACUACAAUAAAGAACUUAGCUGACUACAAUUUCAUGUACACAAGGGAUGCCUUUGGCUAUGCCACACUGAAGCGUCUGCAGCAACAACGAAUGCAUGCCUCUCUCUCCCAUUCAGAGGCCCUGGCAUCUCCAGCAAAGGAUGUUCUUUUUACAGACACCAUCACCAUGAAAACUGGGAGUUUGGACUCUAGGCUGACACCUCGCAGGUUUAUGAAAGCCCUAAGCUUUGCAUCACUGGAUAAAGAAGACUUACUAAGUCCGAUCAAUCAAAAUACACUGCAGCGCUCCUCCUCUGUGCGUUCAAUGGUCUCGAAUGCCACUUAUGGUUGCUCUGAUGAUUACAUUGGCUUAGCACUUCCUAUGAAUAUCAAUGAAAUGUUUCAGGUAAAAGAAACUCCAUACUUUCAACAGAAGACAAGCCCACCUGCUGAAGAGCGCUCGGCAAAUUUCUUCUUUGGUGAUUCAGAUGCCUCUGGGGAUUCUAUGCGAAACCCUGUACUGGUACUGAGGCAGCAGAUCAGCAUUACAGAGCUUAUGAACAGUCGCUCUGACCCAACACAUCUGUUGGAUAACACAGAGGACACAGGACUGCAGGAGCACACAGAUGAAAACUGCCUUUACUGUGUUGGCGUCCAGGUACUGGGCUGUCAGACCAAUAACCAGAUCAACUCUACUUUAAUCCGUACAGAUUUCCGUGACAUUCCAUAUUCAGACUGGUGUGGGCAGACCAUUCACAAUCACCUGGAGGUGACGCCACAGUCCACAUUGUCUGGAGUUUCAGGAUGUAGUGAUGCAGUAUCCCAGGGCUCAGCAAGCAGCACACAGAGUAUAGAGCUUGUACUUGGUAAAGGAGGAAAGUCCGUCCCUGAGGACGCCCCUGCAAGCCGUGUGCUGCUGCGCAAAGAAGUCUUACGUUUGGUUGUUAAUCUGAGCAGCUCGGUGGGAACCAAGGGACAUGAAACUGGUCUCCUCACAAUUAAGGAAAAGUUUCCUUAUGCAUUUGAUGACAUUUGCCUGUAUUCUGAAGUUUCACACCUGCUUGCACACUGCAUGUUUCGUCUGCUAUCUCGACGGUUUAUUCAAGAGCUCUUUCAGGAUGUCCAGUUCACUCCGAUGUAUGAGGAGGCUGAGUCCAUCUUAACCACACCACCAAAGCAAGUAGCAGUAGAUGCCCCAAUCUGAGUUCUGAUCCAUCCUUCUGUCUUCUCACGCAUUUUACUCACAAAACCUGUGUCAACUAGCGAAUAGCCACACCUGCAGACAAAGGACUGUCUCAUUCCUGUCUGAUACCCUUUGGCAGAGAACUGGUCAACUAAAGACAAUGUCUUGAACAAAAUAGGGAUUUAACUCCUGUUAACCCAUAGAGUGGCUUUUUGUUUGUCACCACAGUUACCAAAUGCUGAAGCAGAUUAUCACGUAUGAACUGAGCACUGAACAUAUACAAUUAAUCCUUACCUAAAUAUGUUAAUUAAUAGGGAUUUUGAAAAAAAAAAAAAAAAAUUCAGUAUAAAAUGGCUAAAACAUAUUUUAAUGAUAUUUCUUUUUGUGAUCUGUAACACUACUGUGUGUUUUUUAGCUAUCUCGUAAGGAAAAGGCAGAAAUAUCCAAGGCCUGGGUAAUUAUUUACAAACUAUAUAACAGUUGUAAAAUUAAUAUUGACUAUUUUGAGUAAAACAUUUCCAGGUUUUCCAAAGUUUUUGAUCAAGGAAGAAUAAGCCAGAGCAUAUGUGUUUUCACUACAUUUUUUUUCUUACCACUUUUUUUUUGGUUUUUCAAAGCUGCAAUACAAUUUAAUGAAUUGUUGUAAAUGGUGUAAUUGUAAUUUAAGUAUUUUAUAAAGUGCAACACAGUUGAUUAUGGCAUACAUGAGUCCAGACAGGUGACCAGAAACAUCAAGGACUGCUUAUGUUUCUCAAAAUGAAUCUAGAUUCAGUGCAUUUAUUACUGUUGUCUGGAAACUAAAGGGACUGCAGUAGAAAGCAAAAUGUACCAAAUUUUGAAGCAACAGUAUUUUGUACACAGCAGUGUACUUUAGUUCCUGACCUGAUUUGCAGUAUAUGCAAUGCAUAACUUUGCUUUGUAACUGAACAGAUUUGUCUUUGCCACUGCAGACGAAUUGUAUUUAAAGAGAAUUGUAUUCAACAAGUGCCAUAUUGCAACACAUAGUGUUCUGUGGGUACAGGAAGAUUCAAAACAUAAUCUUGUCAAGAAAUCUCCAUUCAACACCAAAAAACAAACAUCCCGUUUUAGGAGCAAGCAGUCCCUGCAAUGUCAGUAAUUGUAUACAUAUAUGUGUACUGUAAUCAUGUCUAGUACCUUCACAGUUGCAAAUGUUAUCAAACGCAUAACAAAAACAUUUCAUGUUGUCAGGACAACACCCCCCCCCCCCCAAACAUAACCAUCAAAUGUUUGAGGUAAGGACAAAUGCUUAAACCUGUAAACCAUUUCAAUAUCUUAGCAUGUUACCAGCUGCAAUAUUGCCUUGUUUAUUUAUUUAUUUAUAGAACAGGCAAAUACAUUCAUUAUUCUGUUGCAAUGUCAGGGGCUUAAUAUAUUUUUAAACAUUUGUCAUAAAAAGUCAUGUUUAAAAACUGCUAUGCAACAUAACCCCUUACUGCAAUGGUAGAGAAAAUAUAUUGCUUUAUAAAUGGUUAUUUUUACAGGAAUCCUUUUUGGCUGGACCACGUACUUAAUAUUAUUCUGCAGUACCAAGGGAGCUUUAAAUCUUUUGCAUUUGUGUCAAUAACUGGUUUAUUAUUUUAGAGAACAGAAUUCAUAAUCUAAUUUAUUUGAUGAAUUGCAGAUUCAUUUACAGGUACUUUCUGCAAUUUAGUGUCUAAAAUCUAUUUUUGUCAUCAUGCACUGCCUACAGAGACCUCUGUCAAUCAUAGCAUGCUGGGCUACUUCUUGUUACCACCAGAAACAUUCACAAAAUGAUUAGUUCUUAAAUGGUAAUUGUACAGAUUCUUAUAUCUUUUUGUCAUCUUUUUUUUAAUUUGGGGAAAAAAAACUUUUUUUCUAAGCAGUAUACAGUAUAGCUGUGUUCAUUUUAGUAUGGUUGCAGUUGUAAAAUGUAUGAGGAAUUAAAUAUGAACAAAUCUAUUUUUGACUGCAGAAAGUUUGAUAGAGCAAUGUGAAAACCAUUUUUUUCCCCCAAAAUGUUGUUUAUAAUGUGAAAUGUUGGUUGAGAGAUGGCUAGCCAGUUAACUGGUUUUGAGUUGAUACUUCACUAAUGCUUCCAUAUCUUCCUGUGUACUAUGUCCUGAUGGUCUAAGCUUAAUGUUUGCUUCUAGUGAAGGGUAACCUUUUAAUUUAACUUAUUCCUCUCAAGGCUUUCAGAAAAGCAAUCCAAGGUACAAUGAAGUUUAAAUGGGAAUGAGUGAGAAUUCCAUAAGCAACGAUGGUAAAACCUGUUUUUUUUUUUUUUUUUUGUUUUGUUUUUUUGUUUUUUUUUAAUCGUUGCGUGGGUGAACGCAUUCAAUGUCAGGGACCUUUUUUGUGGAAUAUUCAGAGGUCCAGGUAUUAAGGGUAAAACUGAAAUAGUGGCAGAUUCAUUCAGUCACUCACACAAUUUAAUUUCACUGCAACAGUACUGUCCCUUCACUCAAAUUAUGUCUAUUUUAUUCAAGUUGUUUUGCAAGUUUUUUGUCAAAUGUAUUCUUUUCAUUUACAUCUUCUCAAAACUUUUGUAUUCCAGAAUAUCACUGCAUGCGCAAAUUGCAUGACUCGGCUAAUUUACUUUUUAAAUUACACUAUUUAACUUAAAUAGCAUAAACAAGUUAUGCCAAAAAAGAUUAGAUAAUUUGAUAUUGUAAAUAAAAUAAUAAAAGAUUUUCAUGACAAUUGUAUUGAAAUAAAAAUGUUUUGAAUUUAUUUUUAUUUUUAUUUUCUUUCCCCCCCACUGUCCGUAUGUAGAAUUAUGGGAUAAUUUAAAUGUUGAAAACUUGGCUAGAUUAAGGCUUGAUAGCCAAAAUAGCCAUUUUUUUUUUUUUUUUUUUUUUUUUUUUUUUUUUUUAAAGACAUAAGCUGCUACAUAUUUGGAUGUUCUAGUGUUUGUAGGUCACUGAAAGGACGUUGAAACCUGAUUUAUAUUGUAUACCUGUAUCAUAUAAAAGAAGAAAGAAAAAAAUAUUUAUAUUUUUUCCUUAAAUAAUUAUUUCAUGAAGCUGUGUAUAAUUUAAAGAGGCUUUUCCAAGUAUGGUUAUGCCCAAAUUGUUGUUCCUUUGUAUAGUGUGUACAGUAAAUGUCUUUGGGCAUUACAAGCCUCAUGAAGCUUACAAUCUUAUCGAAGGGAUACAUUGUAAAUAAAAUAUACAUAAACAGUUUUUUGGUUACGUU
Polyodon spathula (Mississippi paddlefish) is the source of this 8303-nucleotide messenger RNA. RefSeq names its product rapamycin-insensitive companion of mTOR-like. NCBI's taxonomy places the organism in Eukaryota, Metazoa, Chordata, Actinopteri, Acipenseriformes, Polyodontidae. Gene Ontology annotation, molecular function: protein serine/threonine kinase activator activity. Bases 51 to 5147 code for a protein of 1698 amino acids. Gene Ontology annotation, biological process: TORC2 signaling; positive regulation of phosphatidylinositol 3-kinase/protein kinase B signal transduction. Gene Ontology annotation, cellular component: TORC2 complex. The record is from RefSeq and is a predicted model, not a curated record. The transcript has 38 exons.